This is a messenger RNA of Fukomys damarensis (Damara mole-rat), 2247 nucleotides long. RefSeq names its product transmembrane protein 45B (gene Tmem45b). The coding region runs from base 156 to 992 and encodes 278 amino acids. The transcript has 7 exons. NCBI's taxonomy places the organism in Eukaryota, Metazoa, Chordata, Mammalia, Rodentia, Bathyergidae. The record is from RefSeq and is a predicted model, not a curated record.
GGCGCUCAGAGCGCCUGCAUCUGCUUGGCCACGGCUAGCACUUGGCAGUUGAGCGGCGGACUCUCGGAAGGCACACAGCACAAGACAAGAGAAGUGCAACCAACGAAGGGACCUGACUGUGGACAAGGCCAACACCCCAGGAGGGAAGAGCAUUGAUGGCAAACUUCAAGGGCCAUGCUCUCCCAGGUAGUUUCUUCUUGAUAAUUGGCCUGUGGUGGUCAGUGAAGUACCCACUGAAAUACUUUCACCAAAGAGGGAAGAAGAACAAGCUAAAUCAUCUUCAGCAGCGUAUUGAGCUCAUUGAAGCCACUGUCAGGACUUUGUUUUCAUUCAUCGGGAUCCUGGCAGAACAGUUUGUUCCUGAUGGGCCCCACCUCCACCUCUACCGUGAAAACCACUGGGUAAAACUAAUGAACUGGCAACACAGUACUAUGUACUUAUUCUUCGGAGUCUCAGGAAUUGUUGACAUGCUCACCCUCCUGGUCACCCACAUCCCCUUGGGAGUGGACAGAUUGGUCAUGGCUGUGGCAAUAUUUAUUGAAGGUUUUCUCUUCUACUUCCACGUUCAUGACAGACCUCUGCUGGACCAACAUAUCCACUCACUCCUGCUAUUUUGUUUAUUUGGAGGAAGUAUCAGUGUAGCCCUAGAGGUGAUCUUUCGGGACAAUAUUGUGCUGGAACUUUUCCGAACCAGUCUCAUUAUUUUCCAGGGAACCUGGUUCUGGCAGAUUGGAUUUGUGCUGUUCCCACCUUUUGGGACACCUGAAUGGGACCAGAAUGACAAGGCCAACAUCAUGUUCAUCACUAUGUGCUACUGCUGGCACUACCUGGUAGCCCUCUGCAUUGUGGCCCUCAACUACUCUCUUGUUUACUGCCUUCUGACUCGGAUGAACCGACAUGGAGGAGGAGAGAUAAUUGGGAUUCAGAAGUUGAAGUCCAGUCACACUUAUCAGACUGCCCUUUUGAGUGGCUCAGAUGAGGAAAGAGAUUAAACCAUGCGGAGAUGGAGACCUCCCAUCCUGCUGAGCCCAACAGCUGGAGUGAAUGCAGCUCCUACCCUGUUCUGAGGCUUGCGCCUACAGCACUGUAUAUACAGCACUUCACUUAGCUGGAGGCUCUAAUACAUGAAAUUAGGCCUCUGCUUUGUGUGUCUUAUUGCUUGGAUUUUUAAUGAUAAUUUAAAGUCUGUGUAGUGUAAUAAUAUCCUUCAUAAAGAAUGCUGAAGUAAUAAUACCUGUAAGCAGUAAACCCAUGUGUCUCCACGUACAGAAACCAGACUGAAAUCCUAAAACAGGAAGUGGCUUUCUGGAUGAAACAAAGUAUGAAUCCAGCUACUUUUGAUAAUUUGCCUCUUUUUCUCCAAGGAAGCAGGUACUUUAUCAAAAAGAUAUCAGGAGAUAUGUGAAUGACAGUGCAUUUAAUUUAGAACCACAAUUUUAACUUAGGUAUUUUUUUUAAAUCAAAAGCAAUUCACAAACUUAUCUUAAAUGUUGUUAAAUAUUUUCUAACUAAUCAUAUCAGAACAUUGCAGCUCCACAGUUGAUAAGUUAUAAAACUAGGCCAAAGGUAAUUUUUUAAUCAGAAAGUUAGUUAGCAGCUGAACUGAGAGUUGGAAUUAGCUGUUCUGACUCUUCCAAGUUGACCCUAAAGGAGAGGCAGGAAAUAAAAGGACAGAGAAGAAUGUGUACAAUGAGGUAGAGAGAAUGUAAGGUUAUGGAAGGGCUUGAAUUUUAACAUAGCUAAGCAAAGCUAUGAAUUCUGAAUUAGUAAAUUAAGUUUUGAUACCAUAGUCUUGAUUCUGGAUGUGUUUUUUUCUAAAACUUCCUUCAAUAGAUAUUAAACAUUCACUUUUCACCAGCACUGAAAUGGUUAUAAGAAUUAAUCCAGUAUGGGUUCAGUAAGGAGCUGAGAAACUCACAUUAGGGAGAAACUUACAGGUGAAUACUCAGUGAUGGGCACUGUGAACGUUAAGCACAAACCAUGAGACAUGAAGGAGAAGAAAGGAGGAGUUUGCCCUAUAGAAAGAAAAUGCCCAUUCCAGGCAUAGAGAACAGUAAUACAAAAACAACAGAACACUGAAAGGACAUGGAGAAUUGAAUGGGGAUAUAGUUCUGAAUAUAAAUGGAAAAAGUGGGCUAGGACCAAAUUGAAAGGUCUUAAGAGACCAAAGAAUACCUCGGUACAGCAUUUUUCAAUUCUGAGAUGCAUUCUAUCUCAUUUGGUCUCAUCACUGACUACACCUUAAGC